Messenger RNA from Branchiostoma belcheri (Belcher's lancelet), 3931 nucleotides. RefSeq names its product transmembrane protein 145-like. The transcript has 15 exons. The record is from RefSeq and is a predicted model, not a curated record. The coding region runs from base 19 to 1653 and encodes 544 amino acids. Gene Ontology annotation, biological process: response to pheromone; G protein-coupled receptor signaling pathway. NCBI's taxonomy places the organism in Eukaryota, Metazoa, Chordata, Leptocardii, Amphioxiformes, Branchiostomatidae.
GAAAUUUGCAUAAUCAAGAUGGCAGAGCGAAGAAGGAGGAAAGAAGCUGUGGCGCAACACCGAGAGAAAAACCUCAGUUUUAGAUCCUCCAGAAGGUUUACAGCGAUGGAUCGACUACUUUCCGUCCUUUUUGUGAUGCUGAUAUACGUGUCACACUCACAGGGGAAAUAUAUAUCCGGACAUUUAGAAACAAAGGAGCAAUGGGCUUUCCUGGGAAGAUUCUGUUUUCUGUCGGAGCUGGGGAGGUUGAAGUUCCAGUUCACCUACAGUCCACAGGAGGUAUGUGGGAACAGUGUUGGCUGUCAGAACAUUCUCUUAUAUUAUGAUGAGGAGGACCAAUGGCCAGCUGUGUACCCACAUCCAGAAAAGAAUUGCUUUGAAAAGGAGGCAGUAGUUAACGUAGACCAGAACCAGGUCAUCAACCUGACCACUAGUUAUAGGUGGAGCGGCUGUGAGCUCAGCGAUGAUGGAGAAUCCAUGUCCUGCGGGGGUGGGCGUAGUUUCCGUUCAGCCCGUGAACGCUGGUGGUACAUCGCUAUUAGCAACUGUGAUGGCAAAAACGGCCUUGACAUCCAGUAUGAGAUGACACUAACAAACGGCAACAGCUACUGGACCCAACACUUCUCUGCUGAUGAGUUUCAUAUCCUGGAGACAGACAUCACAUUCCUGGUUCUGUUUGCUGGUAUCCUGGCCUUGUCUGUCUGGGUAGCAACCAUUCUUCGGUCGCGACAACUAUUUCACACAUCCUACAAAAUGUACAUGGCUGCUGUUGGAUUUCAUGUUUUUAGUCUGUUUUUGCUGUGCCUGCACUACGGACAGUAUGGGAAUGAUGGCAUAGGUCUGCCUGCUGCACAACUCUUAGGUCGGAUUUUCCAGUCUGUGAGCUCCCUUGUGUUCCUCCUGAUGCUGAUCCUCCUGGGGAAGGGUUACACUGUCACCAGAGGUCGGUUGAGUCACUCUGGUUCUGUGAAGAUCUCAGUGUUCAUGACGCUCUACACACUCACUUACGCCAUCCUGUUUAUCUACGAGAGGGAGUUCUUUGAUGCUGGCCUGGUGCUGUACUUGUACGAGAGUCCCGCGGGGUACGGACUGAUCGGUCUCCAGCUGCUCAGCUGGCUCUGGUUCUGUUACGCCAUCUUCUUCACCCUCAAACACUACCCAGAAAAGUCGCUCUUCUACGUUCCAUAUUUCUUCUUCUACACUCUGUGGUUCCUGGCUGGGCCAAUCAUGGUACUCAUCGCAGCGUUUGUGAUCUCUAAAUGGGCCAGGGAGAAGAUAGUCAACGGCCUGGAACAGUCCCUCGCUUUCUGUGCUUAUACAUUCUUUCUGAUCCUGACCAGACCUGGAGCAGCCAACAAAAACUUCCCCUUCCACGUCAGGACAUCUCAGAUUGGCAUCAUUGAUGACUAUGAGCACAGCCCACAGCCAAACGGAAUAGCAAACGGAACAGCAAACGGCGUCAACCUGGAUCAUUUCCCACACCAGAGCAUGUACAGCACUGACAGCAGCUUUAUUGGGGGAGGGGGCCCAACUUUACUGAACUCUUCACUGUGGCCACCCCUGCUAGUAGCCAAUCCCGUCCUGCAGACAACCCCCCGCCCUACCCUGGGGGGUCGAUGGACCCAGCACGCAGAAUUCCAGACUUCACAGUGAAAUCAGGGAUCUCGUAGGAACCCUGGCUGUGCUUGAAGGUCACCGAUGUCAUGUACAGUGUGCUGACUUAUGUCCAUUGUAGCAAAAAACAAACUGUAGUUUUUAUAUUUAUAUGUAGCUACAGUAUGGUCUAACAAACAGAGCUGUAUAUAAAAACUUUAGAAGUUUGAGUGUGAUACCUAAACACAUCCUUAAUUUUUUGGUUAACCAUUUGUAUAUAUAUUGUUAAAUCCAAAGGUCUUUUAGUAAGCAUAUAAGAAGGAAAAUUUCUACAGAAUGAGUGUGCUUCUUUUAAUCCCAGAUGAAAUUUUUUUAAUCAACAAUCUACUUUAUUGAGAAAAGUAAUCUUUCCAAGGUAUAGCUUCAAGUCCAUGCAAAUUUCCUAAUUUUCCCGUAGUCUCUUUUUGGAGUGCGUGUAAAAAGGUUUUUGUAUGAAAACGACCAAUUUUUCUGACUGUGUAACAUUCCAUGUUGUUGACACAUGUACAAUGUAGCAGCGACCAACUGUCAGGAAGAUUUCCAUAUGUUGAGACCAAAUUUUAAUGUUGUAAAGUUUUCAGGGUCUUACUCAUGUGGAUAUGCUGCAUUUUCUUCCUGAUGGUAGCAUGUGGAUAAAGAGAACUAUAAUGUUGUCAAAUUCUAUUUUCAUAUUAGAUCAUGUUAUGUGAUUCCCUGGUGAUUGUACACAUUGAGCAUCUGGUAUGGGUUUGUGUGCUGGUUGGUUAGAAAUGGUCCAAUGAAGUGGCUUAGUUUUCUGAUUACCAUGUAUGGUAUGUGAUUUAUCUUAGUCAAAAAUGUUUGGAUGUGGAAAAAAUGAGGUUUUGGUAAGGUUUUGCUUGAAAAUUUUAGUUUUGGUCUCCCAGCCCUUGCUGUUGACUUUUCAUAUUUUUAUGAUAUUAUAUUGGGACAAUUUUACUGCUUGUAUUUAAAUCUAAGAUGUGAAAACUAAACUAGGCUACACCAGCAAUUUGUUCCUCCCUGAAUUUCUAUCAGAAAAUGGAAGAAGAGGAAUGACCUUAAACUAAUCCUCAUAUAACUGUGUGUUACGGUGUUUUUGAACCUGGUGGACAAGUAUUUUUUUUCUGUUUGAGUAGGUUUGUAAGUCGCACACUGUGUGUGUUUAAGAUAUUCCGCCAUAGCAAGCUGAAACUAAUGUUAAGAUCACUCUACCUGUAACAUCCAUUUCAAUGUUGGGUUGACUUUACAAUUGUACAUACAGUUUGUAUAUAUAUAUGUAUGUAUGUAUGCGUGUGUGUGUGUGUGUGUGUGUGUGUACUGCAGAAAAAGUUGGUAAUAGUUUCAUAAUGGAGGCUACAACUGCAUUGAUUGAAUUCAGUAAGGACCAUUGCUUGAAAAUAUAAUUUAUAGCACAGGUAUAAUAAAUGCUCGGUACCAGGACAUCUUUUUCCUUGACUAAAGUCAGCUCUUUUAGAUACUAGUAACAUUUUGUACCCUACAGGUGCCAUACAGCACCAAACUGUUACUGUUGUAUACUUAAUAAGCCAGAAUAUUUUGCUACAGAUAGUUGUGUGAAAGUGAUAAGUCAAAAUCUGACAUGCUCUUGAUACCUUUUGUGUGGAAUAGUCAACAGCAGUGCCCAUGAAACAAUGUCGUGGAUGGCAGUUAAUUACACAAAGAAUCAUGGACUAGCUGGAAUAGCCCAAUGGAAUGUACUGUGACAUUUGCAUGGCUGUUAUUUAUUCUGUGGGGUGAGGCUUUCCGUGCAACAUAGCCAUUGUAUGAGAAGAAUCUUUGUAAAAUUUUGAAUGAAGUGAAUUUUGAUUCUUGUUGGUCUUACCUGCAUUGUGUUUAUGUACAAGUGUUAGAACAGAUAUGUGAAAUGGGGCAUAAGAUUGUGGUGUGUGAUUGAGCUACAGGAAGUGCUGAUGAAAAAUAAUGUUUAUACAAGCAAAGGUAGAAACAAACAUUGUACGUCACAUGUUACAAAAGUGUGGGGAAAGUUUUCAUGUCAACAUUGAUGAUAUUUUGAGAAAUAGCUCUGAACUUUGACUACUUAAAACUUUUAUGCCAAUCACGUCAAGAAGCUAAGAUGCAUCUUAAACAGCUUCUUAAUCAAAUUCAGAUAUUUUAUGAUGAAUUUUAACCAUUAUACAUCUGUAUUAGCUGUAUAUUACUGAACAAACUGCUCAUUUCUGGUAUGUAUUCUAACUUCCUCACUAACACAUGAAAAAUAAUGUUGGUGUUUGGAACAAAAUUUUCUGUGAAAUAUUGUGUGUCUUUUAAUGACUUGUUUGUUGUCAAAUACAAACUUUCAAGA